GAGAGAGGGAAAGAGAGAUUGGAGCGACAGCGCUCGCGCAGAGCCCUUUGAAAGGACUUACACUUCCUAAUGAAUAUUUAUCCGCCGCUGCUGCACGCUCCCGGCUUCUCUUACCUUUCCGCAGGUCAGUCCAUGGUAUUCCGCUCCCCCCUAGACCUCUAUUCCUCCCACUUCUUGUUGCCAAACUUCGCCGAUUCUCACCACUGCUCCCUACUUCUGGCGAGUAGCGGCGGCGGGAGCGGUGCGGGCGGCGGCGGCGGCGCGGGAGGAGGCGGCGGCGGGAACCGUGCGGGAGGCGGCGGUGCUGGCGGAGCAGGCGGCGGCGGCGGCGGCGGCGGCGGCUCCAGGGCCCCCCCGGAAGAGUUGUCCAUGUUCCAGCUGCCCACCCUCAACUUCUCACCGGAGCAGGUGGCCAGCGUCUGCGAGACGCUGGAGGAGACGGGCGACAUCGAGCGGCUGGGCCGCUUCCUUUGGUCGCUGCCCGUGGCCCCCGGGGCGUGCGAGGCCAUCAACAAACACGAGUCGAUCCUGCGCGCGCGCGCCGUCGUUGCCUUCCACACCGGCAACUUCCGCGACCUGUACCACAUCCUGGAGAACCACAAGUUCACCAAAGAGUCUCACGGCAAGCUGCAGGCCAUGUGGCUCGAGGCACACUACCAGGAGGCCGAGAAGCUGCGCGGCCGCCCCCUCGGCCCAGUGGACAAGUACCGCGUGCGCAAGAAGUUCCCGCUGCCGCGUACCAUCUGGGACGGCGAGCAGAAGACUCAUUGCUUCAAGGAGCGGACUCGGAGCCUGCUGCGGGAGUGGUACCUGCAGGAUCCCUACCCCAACCCCAGCAAGAAACGCGAACUGGCGCAGGCCACCGGCCUCACUCCCACACAAGUAGGCAACUGGUUUAAGAACCGGCGACAACGCGAUCGCGCUGCGGCAGCCAAGAACAGGCUCCAGCAUCAGGCCAUCGGACCGAGUGGCAUGCGCUCGCUGGCCGAGCCUGGCUGCCCCACGCACGGCUCGGCAGAGUCGCCGUCCACGGCGGCCAGCCCCACCACCAGCGUGUCCAGCCUGACGGAGCGCGCGGACACCGGCACUUCCAUCCUCUCGGACAAGCACGGUUUCUCCUUUUGGUUCCCACGGACCCGGCACCCCACCUGCAUGACGAUUUAUUUGUAUCUGGGAAAAUAUUCUCUCUAGUUUAAAACGAUUUAAGGAGUCGACCAUACAAAAACCACCGCCGUGACGACGAGACGACAAAAGCAAACAGACAAAAAGGAAAAAAACAA
Molecule: messenger RNA, 1280 nt
Organism: Phodopus roborovskii (desert hamster)
Lineage: Eukaryota; Metazoa; Chordata; Mammalia; Rodentia; Cricetidae
Gene: Six3
Product: SIX homeobox 3
Exons: 4
Coding region: 70-1191 (373 amino acids)
Biological process (GO): brain development; eye development; regulation of transcription by RNA polymerase II
Cellular component (GO): nucleus; transcription regulator complex
Molecular function (GO): RNA polymerase II cis-regulatory region sequence-specific DNA binding; DNA-binding transcription factor activity, RNA polymerase II-specific
Source: RefSeq, a predicted model, not a curated record